Trichobilharzia regenti is the source of this 1755-nucleotide messenger RNA. NCBI's taxonomy places the organism in Eukaryota, Metazoa, Platyhelminthes, Trematoda, Strigeidida, Schistosomatidae. The record is from the annotation of a GenBank genome assembly.
GUGAAAUAUAAGGUGAAUAUGUCCGGCCUCCAAAUGUGUGGCCAACGUUUUUUGAUGCUUAUUCUGACAGAAGUUUCUAAAGUACUGUUUUUUGAAGUCGUUUCCAGCUAGGAUUUCAAGUUGAAUUUUUAAACUUAAACGAAGUUUUCCAUACUAUAUAACACAGAAAACUGCAGUGUACGUCUCACAACCACAAUCAAUAAAGAUUGGAAAUUGAACUGACACUGUUAUUCUUUUUAAAUGGUUGCAACCAAAUAUUUAAAAAUUUACAAGGUUAUCGGGAAAUAGUCAGUUGUUACUGUUAGGAUGGGUUUAGAGAGGUUUUGUGAAUUUAUUGGGAGGUCUGGGAAGAAAAUAGAGCAUUAUAGUAAAUUCAUUCCUGUUUCACUAAGUUUGAAACAUCUGCUACAUUUCGGUGAGAGUGCUCCAGCUUCAAAAUCAUUUGAAUUUCUGAAAUAUGAGCUCCCAGUGCGUCUUGCUAAUAUUAUGCAAGAAUGCCGACUUCUCCCCGUCGUACUGAAGGAGUCAAGAUCAUUUCAACAUAUAUGUUCGCUAUAUGAAGAGACAUUUGAUACCCUUAUGAAAUAUGAAGAAUGUGCAUCAAAGACACCAUCUGCUGUUUCUGCAUUUACGGAUGAUAUGGACGGCAUACUGCGGAAACACUCAAGGGUUGUUGAAAUUUUGGCACUGGGCAUUAAAGAAAUUCAGAGUAGUAGCUCCUGGACAGUGGAUGAGGAAUUGCAACUGCAAUAUUUCCUGGAUCGAUUUUACGUGAAUAGGAUUGGAAUACGCACUCUACUGAAUCAGCACGUUCUACUUUAUGGACCUUCAUUUGGCAACAUACAAUCUCAUAUUGGAAACAUCGAUCCAGAUUGUAGUCCAGUUCAGAUUGCAAUUAAUGCAUAUAGUUACUCGAGAUUAUUAUGUAUGCAGGUGUAUGGUCGUGCACCUGGCUGUGAUAUCGAAAUUCAUGAUUGUGUAGAUAAAGACUGUGCUACUGGUGGUGGUUUUAACAAAAUUGAUUUUUGUGUCGAUGCAACUGGCCAUCCAUCCACCAGGUCAUAUCUUUUGGAGAAUCAACCGGACUGUACAGAUAUAUCUGUCAAGGGCAAAGAUGUAACAUUUUGUUAUAUACCUGGUCAUUUAUUUUAUAUGUUAUAUGAAUUAUUGAAAAAUUCAAUGAGAGCUGUUGUUGAGAAUCACACUCUUGAUGAUAAUUUGCCGAGAUUACACAUCCUUAUAUCCAAUGCACCUGAAGAUAUUAUUAUCAAGAUUACAGAUUUCGGUGGAGGAAUGACACUGAAUAUGGUUGAAAGAACUUUCGGUUAUAAUUUUACAACAGCUAUUCACUCUACACAUUUAUAUUCAAAUUUUUUAAAUCUUGAAGAGAAUUAUUCGUCAGUUCCAAAUGUCAGUCAAAUCACACCAAAUAAUCGUAUGACGUAUGAAGUACAAUCAGAGCGUAGUACUUGUACACCAAUAGCUGGUAGAGGGCAUGGUUUACCAUUGAGUAGACUAUAUGCUAAAUAUUUAGGCGGUAAUCUAAAUCUUUUCUCUGUUGAAGGUGUAGGCACAUCAGCAUUGAUCCAUUUGAAACGAAAACCUGAAAAUGCACAUGAACUUAUUCCAAUAUUUAAUCAUACUACCAAGUCAUUUUAUGAAAAUAACACUAUGGAACGUGAUUGGAUUUCAAGUUCACAGUUUGGUAUACAUUCUAAUAAAACUUUACGUGAAUCUUGUAUCAUAUCUCCUUGA